AGCAACUUACAAGCUUCAAAAUUCCAUAGCUUUCAGCUAGGCAAGAAGGUAAUGGGGUAAUUCCUGCACAUCACAAUUUCCUGCUAUCACAGCUGUACACAAUCACACAAACUCCACGAAGUUGUAAAAGUGAAUUAAUUGCCAUUUGUAGCGGUCUAUUCCUAUCUUCAAGACUGUAAAUACUAACGGAUCAUGGAUUCGGAAGGUGCAGAUGCAUUACGAAAUGCAAUAUCUACAUCGAAUAUAGAAAAAGUCAAAUUUCUCCUCUCAGCGGAUAAAUCUCUGAUUAACUCCCAAGACGAAGAGGGUUUAUCUCCACUCCAGUUAGCAUGCUUUCGAGGAGUUCUGCCAAUUGUUGAGUUCCUUCUAAAGUGUGGCGCAAAUGUUAAUUCAACGUCUCAUAAACAGGGUUACACAGCCCUUAUGUUUGCCGGUCUUUCAGGAAACACAGAUAUUGUUGAACUUCUUUUGCAAUACGGAGCUCGAGUAAAUGACGUGAAUUCGAUCGGGAGGACAGCUUCUCAAAUGGCCGCAUUUGUGGGAAAUCAUAACGUCGUCAGUCUUAUCAAUAAUUAUUUAGAAAAGGAAGAAAUUAGCGUCUAUACAACAAAGAAUAAACUACCGUCUGAAUACAUAUCUACAGUCCACCGGCUGAUUUUGCAGCUUAACAUUUCACCUAUAAAGGUUUUCAUUGUGUUAAAUAAUGAAAUAGAAACUUGCCAACAAGCAGCAGCUAAUAACCCUAAUAGGCAUAUGCUAGCGCAGUGGAAAUGUGUUCACAACAUCCUUGAAGAUUUGUGCAAUAAGUAUUUCACGCCCCACUUAACACACGAACCACUGGCACUCAAACUUCAUUUACUGGCCUGUUGUAUACGUCAAGCUGGAGAGCAUUACGAUAAAGAGCUGAAAUGUGUAGAUAAUCAAGACAAUGUGUCUCCAAAUUUGAAGCAGCUAAUAAAGAAAUUUUUAUUAGGAACAGAUCCAUACGGUUUGCCACAAGGUGAGUAUAUCAGGACUUCUAAAUUCACAAAAUUUUGAAUAGGUCAAGAACAAUUUUUACGCCACUCCUUAACUUCUUUCCCUCACCGUCAGUCCACACUAUGGAGACAUGUCGUUCAACAAAUAUCCCCGCUAGUGUUGGGUGGCUUACCAACAGCAUUCUCUAUCCUUACUAAAGCUAUCAAUGGUUCUAUUAUGUAUAAUGCACGCCCUUUCGAACUUUGUGCAACAUGCGGUGAUGGUCCUGAGCUAGGAAGGCCUGGAAAACUAAAAGCAUGUCAACAGUGCAAAGUUGCAUCCUACUGUUCAGUUUCCUGUCAACGCUUGCAUUGGUUCACACACAAGAAAUAUUGUUCGAUCUUAAAAGGUAAGUGCUCACCAUGUCACUUAUAAUCACUUCCGUAUCAGUCACGAACUUUUGAGGUACAGGUUCUAAAGUAUUUUUUCAACGUAUAGAUAGGUACCUAAUGUGUUUUUCACAACUAUAUGCCCUAUAUGAGUUUGACUUAUGUGGUUAAAAGUGAAAAAGCAUCUAGGCAGCAAAGUAAAUUACGACAUGAACAAUAAGAUGUGUACGUAUUUUCGAUGACACACUAUCCACCCAAAAUGUCCUUGCAAAUUAAUUUCUAAUAACGCGUUGGAAAAUAGAACCUUUAUUUAGUACAUCAAGAAGUGAUGUGCGGUAAAAACUUCAUAUCCUCCUAGUUGUGUCAUUUCUAGAUAUUAUAUGCAAUGAGAAAACUGUAUCAGAUCAAUCAGUAAAAGAGUUCAUUUUAGGUGGUUAGGGACUCUUUAUUCAUAAGAGUCAACAGAGAGACAUCAAAUACUCUGCAUUUUAAAAAGGCGUAGGCUUUUAUUACCAUUAAUACAUUAACGCUGAGAUGAAAUGACUUAUUUUGUGUCCAAUCAUGAAGUAGCAGGUCAAUAACUUAUUUCUAUAUUUAUUUUUGAAAGUUUUGUAUUGUUAAAGUUUCACCACACUAAAGUAACUUAUUUGUUAAUUUCACAGAGAAGAAACAGGAAUUCGA
Molecule: messenger RNA, 2027 nt
Organism: Trichobilharzia regenti
Lineage: Eukaryota; Metazoa; Platyhelminthes; Trematoda; Strigeidida; Schistosomatidae
Source: the annotation of a GenBank genome assembly